AUGUCGGUAACUAAGGAAUACAACAUUAAGGGACACUAUGAAACGAAACACCAGGACAAUUACAAGGACCUGGACACGACUCAAAGGAGCCAGAAACUAGAGGAGAUGAAAAGAGGAAAUUGGACACACCUGCGGAACAUUAGGACUGCACAUUUGAAAGGAGCAACAAGAGGAGGAAGAAGAAAGAAGGGUCGACAGAGGGAAACAACAGGCUUUGACGGCAGGAGAGAGGGGAUGGCAGGAUUCGGCAGGUUUCGCCCGGUGCGGAGAAGAAUCAACAGGCUUUGCCAAGAGCGACCGAGUGAACUCACGCAGGCUGGGAAGGAACCUCCCGGACAACACAGCAGACCCCGCAGGCUACCGGAGCGAACCCCAAGAAACACACAAUACCCAGGGGCAGGUGUUGUAGAUCUGUGGGGACAUCAGACUGCCAUGGGCUGUGGCUUUGCGGGCUUGUGCGUCGUAGCUUGCUGUGUGGUUCUUGUGGACAGGGGGGCGAUUUGGACCCAGGGACCUGCGGUUACCCCUGAUAGCGACCAAGAGGCGGAGCGGAACGGGUGCGGCCACGUAGGUCCCGCCAGUGACCGAGACUGGCGAGGAGAGUGGGCGUAUCCCAACACUUUGACGUGGAUCUACAGCAAAGGCAAAGGAAACCCUGCCUUGUAUGAAGAUGCUGUGAAAGGGGGCGGAGCCAAGAUACGUACCCACACGCCUGUCGGCCCCUCGCCCAUGACAUUUGUACCAUCUGGUAUUUUAGUGUCAACAACGUGA
Nerophis ophidion (straightnose pipefish) is the source of this 771-nucleotide messenger RNA. RefSeq lists its product as uncharacterized. The transcript has 3 exons. Lineage: Eukaryota; Metazoa; Chordata; Actinopteri; Syngnathiformes; Syngnathidae. The record is from RefSeq and is a predicted model, not a curated record. Bases 1 to 771 code for a protein of 256 amino acids.